AUAUUUUGUGCAGAUGAAGAACACAUGGUGGCUUUGUGUUUGUGGACUGCUGACUGCAAUUUUACUUCCCAUUAGUUGGCAAAUGGUCCUGAAAGAUUCCACUAAUGAGUCAAGGUGGAAGUCUUAUGCAACAGAAAGUGCCCAUAGCUUUUCCUCCAACGUCAAGCGACAUUCUGAAGGUACUUUUACCAGUGACUUUACUCAGUAUCUGGACAAGAUGAAAGCCAAAGAUUUUGUUCACUGGCUCAUAAAUACCAAACGCUACAGCUCUACAAAAAGAUUCAUUAAAGAAAAACCCAACAUCAUACGUUUCCUGCCUAGCUUCUUUUGAUUUCCCCCCUCCCCAGAGAAUCCAGAAAUAGGAAUCACCAUAUUUUGAUGCCUGGCCUCAUCUUACAUGGGAAUCUUUACUUUUAAAAUGGUCCACCGUCACUUUUUCACCCAUCAUUGUUGCCAGAUGGCUGAGCUACGGAUGCUUCUUUAACUUGUUAUUAAUAAUGUCUAUGAUAUACAAUGUCAUAUUAAAACAAAUUGCUUUUUA
Molecule: messenger RNA, 541 nt
Organism: Heteronotia binoei (common prickly gecko)
Lineage: Eukaryota; Metazoa; Chordata; Lepidosauria; Squamata; Gekkonidae
Product: exendin-3-like
Exons: 4
Coding region: 14-331 (105 amino acids)
Biological process (GO): positive regulation of insulin secretion involved in cellular response to glucose stimulus; negative regulation of apoptotic process; adenylate cyclase-modulating G protein-coupled receptor signaling pathway
Cellular component (GO): extracellular region
Molecular function (GO): glucagon receptor binding; hormone activity
Source: RefSeq, a predicted model, not a curated record